UAUGCCGCGAAUGGUGAACUUUUAUUUUGAAGGCCGUAACCGGAUGCGGUGUCUCCCCUUGCCGAUAACUCGACAGUGAUCUGGCAGGAGCGAGUCGUUGACUGCGGCGGUCGCAAUUUGGGCAACAUGGGAGACGCUGUGGGAUUUAUUGUGAACGGAUUUUAAGACGUGUUGGGAAAAUGGCGGAGAGGUUGGAGUGGGUGGAGAUCAUCGAGCCGCGCACGCGGGAGCGUAUGUACGCCAACCUGCUGACGGGCGAGUGCGUGUGGGACCCUCCGCAGGGUGUCUGCAUCAAGAGGACCGGUGACAACCAGUGGUGGGAGCUGUUUGAUCCCAACACAUCGCGCUUCUACUACUACAAUGCCUCCACCCAGCGCACAGUGUGGCACCGGCCCCAGGCCUGCGACAUCAUCCCCCUGGCCAAGCUGCAGACUCUGAAGCAGCACACCGAUGCCAACCCCCGUCCUGCAGGUGGAGGAGGUGGAGGAGGAGGAAGAGCGUCGGCUGACAACAGCCCGGGACGUAACAGCGGUGUCAGCCGAGAGGGAAGCACCUCCUCCUCCCUGGACCAGGAACUCUCUGAUAAACAGGGCAACAGAGAGGAAGCAGACAGGACUUCUCCCUUCAGGUGGAACACCGGUACAAAGGAACGAAUGCUAAUCAAAGUGACAGACAGAGAGCCCAGCUUUUUGGCGCACCAGGGAAAUGGUUACUCCCCCUGUGACCCCCCCACCCCUGGUCCUCCUUCUGGAGGUGGCACCACCUCACGAACUCGCCGUUCCUCUGGAGGAAACCCACCUUCGGAACCUGAUGGCUCCCCUGUUCUCUACGGCGACCGCCGUCAGUCUCCCUUCCUGAAGCGGGCCGAGUUGGGUGGCACCGGCACCCACCGUCGCUCCUCAGCCGACUCCCAGCCUCCUUCGCCCCGCUAUGCCUAUGAACCCCCACUGUAUGAGGAGCCGCCAUCGGAGUACCAGCCCCCUCCCAUCUACGAGGAGCCUCCCACUGACAUGCACCUCGCUGACUCCUCCUUCUAUGGCACUGGCAAGUCACCUGCUCGCAAGUCCUCAGCCCCCCUCUAUCACUCCCCAAAGCAGGGCCAGUCGCCCUACGGCCAGCUAGUUCUGACCAGGCAGAAGUGUCCAGAAAAGACCCAGAGUCUGGAGUACAGUCCUGUGGGGAAGGAGUAUGUCAAGCAGCUGGUGUACGUGGAGCAGUCGUCUUCCAGCCCUCGCUUCAAGACCGCUGACCGUCUGCUGCGUUAUGGCACCACAGGGGGCUAUGGUGGCUCGUAUGGGGGGUCCUAUACUCUGCAGCACAGCCAGUCACUGAUCAGGGACCCCCGCCUACUGCUGGAUUACAGUGGGGAGGGUGGAGAGGGAGGCCAGAGGUUGCUUUAUGAGGACUCCAUAUCCUGGACAUCCAGCCAGACCCAUUCCCUUUCCUCCUCCUCCACAGGUGGUCCUGGGGCUUUCUCUCCUGGAGGAAAUCGCAAACGUAAGAGCCGCAAGCCCUCUCUCCCCCAGGAGCUGGCACGAUGUGGGGGGCUGGAAGGGGAGCUGGCAGGCACAGCAUCCGAGGCCAUGCUGGCCCAGGCCAGACUCGCAUGGGAGGCCCAGCAAGUGAUGAAACAGAGGAGCAGUUGGGACUCGGGGCAGGGAGGGGGUACGGGCCAGGGCGGCGGCUCUAAAGAUGGUUAUGAGAGCGACGGGGCGGUGCCUCUGCCGUUACCGGGACCGGUGGUGAGGGCCUUCAGCGAAGAUGAGGCGCUGGCACAGAGCGACGGCCACCACUGGAAACGCAGCACCUUCGAUCGGCUGGGCUUCCCCCAGGCCCUGCUGGAGAAGAGCCUCUCUGUCCAGACCAACCUGGCCUCCCCUGAGCCUUAUCUCCACCCCUCACAGUCGGAGGACCUCGGAGCCUGCGCCCAGUUUGAGGCCAGUCGAAAUGCCAGAAAUAUGAUGCCGAGCGCCAGCUGUGGCAUCUUCCCGGAAUUCACCCUGAGAAAGCCCUCCUCAGAGACCGACAUUGAGAAUUGGGCGUCCAAGCACUUCAACAAACACACACAGGGUCUGUUCAGAAGAAAGGUGUCCAUUGCCAACAUGCUGGCGUGGAGCAGCGAGCCCAUCAAGAAGCCCAUGAUUGUGACCUCAGAUCGCACUGUAAAGAGGGAAGCAGUGGACAUAUUUAAGCUCAUCCAGACCUACAUGGGAGACCGUCGCUGCAAGGCUGACCCCUUCUCUGUGGCUCUGGAGGUGGUGGUUCGCGGGUGGAGUAACCAGGGUCUGCGCGAUGAGCUCUACAUCCAGCUGUGUCGUCAAACCACAGAGAAUUUCCGCUAUGACAGUCUGGAGCGAGGCUGGGAGCUGAUGGCCAUCUGUUUGGCCUUCUUCCCACCGACGCCCCGUUUUCACACCUACCUGGAGGGCUACAUUUACCGACACAUGGACCCCCUCAAUGACAACAAAGGAGUGGCCAUCAGCAGCUAUGCUAAAUACUGCUACAGGAAACUGACAAAAGCUGCUCUGACUGGAGCCAAGAAGGGCCUGCAGAAGCCCUGCCUGGAGGAGAUCAAGCACGCCAGGAACGCCAUCUUCAGUCCGUCUAUGUUCGGCUCGUCCUUGGAAGAGGUGAUGGCGCUCCAGAAGGAGCGGUAUCCAGACAGCCAGCUGCCCUGGGUGCAGACUCGUCUCUCUGAAGAGGUUCUGGGUCUCAAUGGAGACCAGACAGAAGGCAUCUUCAGGGUACCAGGGGACAUCGAUGAAGUCAAUGCCCUCAAGCUGCAAGUGGAUCAAUGGAAAAUCCCCACAGGACUGGAAGACCCACACAUCCCAGCGUCUCUGCUGAAGCUCUGGUACAGGGAGCUGGAGGAGCCACUGAUCCCUCACGAGUUUUACGAGGAGUGUAUCACUCACUACGACAACCCAGAGGCAGCUGUCAACGUGGUGCUGGGUCUGCCACACAUCAACAAACUGGUGCUCUGCUACCUCAUCCGCUUCCUACAGGUAUUUGGCCAGCCCGCCAACGUGGCCAUCACCAAGAUGGAUGUGAACAACCUGGCCAUGGUCAUGGCUCCCAACUGUCUGCGCUGCCAGUCCGACGACCCCAGGGUGAUCUUUGAGAACACCCGCAAGGAGAUGUCCUUCAUCCGAGUGCUCAUCCAGCGGCUGGACACCAGCUUCAUGGAUGGAAUCCUAUAGCCCCCCCACCACGCACACACUUACACACACACACUUACAUAUAUACACACACACACACACUUCCAUACUCUACCCCCAGCCUCUCUCCCUAUAUGCUCCCUUUAACCCCCUCCAUGACACACUCCCCCAGCACAGAAACAUACACACACAUUGUUGCUGCUGGGUGGACCCCUCGCCUCUCUGACAUGUUUACUUUUCUGGAACUAACAAAAAACUGCCUUGCUUUGUCCACUUUGUUCAUUUUGAGUUGAGCCAAGCUGUGUUUUCUAUUUCUCUACAUGUAGUCCUUUAACUGACAUUUCCAUAAGAAACACACUAGUAUUAGAAAUCCAAGCUUUUCAUAUGACAACAGUACUGUAUGUGCCUUCACAUACAUGAACACAGUGCACACAUACAGUAUGAAGGAAUUAGCAGGGAUAUCAUUUCUUUGGAUUCAUAGUUUUUGCUUCACUGACGCCCUCAGAGUUCAGGACCACAAAGGUCCAUGUGUGUUUCCCCUGCUUGAGCGCACACACACACACACACACACACACAUUAGUACAUGCACAUACAUUACAAAGUCUUGCCCCAGGAUUCCACCCUCUGCAGUGUACUAUACCAUCGAAACACAAAGCAAGAAUUAUCGCUGAGAUGAAUGAUGCAUACAGGACACACACACACAUUCUCCCACACACGUUAAAAUCUCUCACACAUUACGAUUACAUUACAUCACAGAUUUAACUCCCAGAUCGGACGCCCAAAGGCGCCUUUGCAUCACUGCUUCAUCAGAUGGAUCCUGUUAGACGUACAUUCAGACACCAGGUGGAAAGGUGAAGCAGUGUCCAACAUUGUUUUCACUGGCAGCAAACGGCCCGUGUUUUACACUGCCACGACUCAACACAAGAAGCUCUUUUCCUCCUCCAUUUGUGAUCUCGCCUCAGGGCAGCAAACUUGUGGUCAUCUCAAGUGGGGCAGAAAGCAGAACUUCACUCUGUUAGUCACAAUGCUGCCUGCCAGCAACCGCGACUUUGAACUAGUGUAGCUGUAAAUGUGAUUGUUGCUUUGGCCGCUCAGCUGUCAAGUGAGGAGAACUUGGACACUAAAUCACCUCUAGUUGUGUUUGGACUCCAACACUUCCACUUUGUUGGCUAUCACAGACACAUAAGCUUUGUUCAAGUUGUUAGUACAUGCAGUUUAAAGUGAACGCAACAUACUGCACAUAUUAUAUUAUCAUCCUGCUUCGUGGCUGACUGUGUUAGACCAUUCAGGGUAUCUGCAGAUCUUUAAAAAGUCUUAGACCAUAUAAAUACAUCUUAAAUUGAAUUUACAUAAGUCGGUGAUAGUCUAAUAUAAAAGUCUAACAUUUUCUCUGUAGGCAGUGAUAUUAGUUUUAAGGUGUUGUGUCAGGAGACAUUACACAUUUAAAAACUAAAGCAGGCUUGUUGAAUGAGUGGAUUGUGCUGCAGAAUGCUGUCGGAUCCUGUUUCUGGCAGCACCAUCACACCUGUAGAAAACACUGUCACUACUGCUACGGUAGCAACAGUAGCUAGGAAGCUUGUUGUGUCAUGGUAAAGUGAUAUGAUUCAAAAAUGAAAUUGAAUGUAAUUAGUUAAUCCAUCCAUUCAUUCAUGUACUGGCUAAUUAAUUGUAUCAUUAGUGUUAUUCUUAUAAAUUGCUUUGAGAUAGUGACAAACAUUUGACAUGUUAGUGAAUAUUUCUAGUCCAAACUGGUUUUCUAUCACAUUUUGUCACUGGUUUGUCCCAUGUGUCGUUCAAAAUGUCUUUAAAAGUCUGAACUUGGUGAGCCCUGCAGAAACCCUGCUCAUUGUCGCGUGAAUGUUGUAUGCGUACUAACACGUUUCACAUACUACAUUUACAUACUACUAACACUUCAUGCGGCACUCUCCAUAAUAUUAGUACAUACAACAGAACAGUACACACAGUAUUUUGGAAAUGGCUGCACACCGUGCGGUUUACAGGCUCCAUGCUAACAGUUCAGCAUACACCAUACCGACUGGCAGCAUCCUCAGUGCUAAAGCGUAGUACACUUGAAGUGUGUAAAGAGUCCUUUUGAGUCAAUACCUCCCAAAACUGUUCUAAAUACAUAAAAUCCACUAUAAAUGUUAAAAGUUUAAGUUAAAAUGAGUUGGCUAAACAGACACUAGCUUCUUUUAUCUGGUUUUACUUGCUAACAAACUGGUUAACCAUGUUGGAAUCGUCUGAAUCAGAAAGAAAGGAGUUUUCCUUGUGUAAUUCUCAUUUAGCUAGUCUGACAUGGAUGCAGUUUUACUAUGUUGCUAAAUAUUUGAGACUUGAAGUGAGCCAUGCUAACUUUUGCUCAACGCAGGUGACAGUGAUGGGCUAACGGUGGGCUAAUGGCUAAAAGACAGAAAUAGAGCCGAGUCAUUGUAAGGUCACCGAACUAACUCAAUGAUGUCCAGUAUGCAGAAAAAGUUAGCCACCAUAUGCUGCUGGUCACACCAGACCUCUGAGUGUUUAAAUAGAGCCACAGUGUGUUUUUUACUUAACUAAUCUACCGUCCAGAUGGAUUUUAGUGUCCAUGUUCUAAUCACUUAACACAUCGGUGGGCAGUCGUGUCACAUGAAGACCAGUUUAGGUCCAACCUUACUGGCUGAACCUGUCCAAUAAAGGAAAUCAGCCGGUAAGUCUUGCCUUGGCUCCUAUCCUCAGUAUAACUGAUCUCACAACAGUUUUAUAUUCUUUAGCAUCAGGUGAUCUUAUACAAAUCUGGUCCUGUCCGUCCACCUGCCACAGUAUUUUGGUGCUGUCCAAUCACUUUAGCUGUUGAGCCCGCCCGUAGCCACGAGCAACAGAUACAGUAGUAUGGAUGAUAGCAGCACUGCCAAUAAAAAAAAGGCCCCGUCUGUGAUCACAGCACAGCAUGCUCGUACUUCCAGGGAGGGAUUUGAGAAGUGCCAGUUCUCCCACAAUACACCACCCCAACCCUCCUCCUCAUUCAGCUCCAUGCACCUGACCCACCACUGAGCCCCAACAGGCCUUUCUGCUCACUAAUGAUUUGUGAAUGUGUCUACCUGCGUGCUUGUCCGUCCGUCCGUCAUAGUUUACAAAAUGUACCCGUCUCUUGCAUCAUACGGUCUUCGUCUGAGAAAGUACUGUUGUUUAUUGUGUUCAGAUUUUUGCUGUAUUUAACAGAAAUUGUUUUUAACCCAUUCUUUUUAUAUGAUUUAAUUUAUUUAUAUUUAUUUGAGAUUUCCUUAAUGCCUUCUCGAGAUAUUGUAUUGUAGGCUCCGGUGUGUGUGUGUUUUUGUUACGGCACAUGUGUGUAUGACCGCGUGGAUGUGCGAUCGAGCCGUUUUCAAUAUGGUAGGGCACAUACGUGUUGAUGUACGACUGUAAAUCUUGCUGUACCCGUUUGAUUCAUUUGGGUUUUUGUUUUUUGUGUGACACAACUGAAAGGAUGAUUGUGAAUGGAGACACACACACAUGGACCACCCUGGAAAAACACUGACUUCCACCUUAAAAAGGUCCAGAAAACACUCGUCUCACCGUUAAUCUUUGUCUGAAAGAACCUUUUUUUUUCCUCGUGAAGAGACUGUGACGAGUGUGUGAUGUGCAGCUCACUCACUCCGACAUACACACUUCACAUAGAUAACAUGUACAUUGACACUGUACAGACUGUAAAAAAUAAGUAUAUAGAGAAACAAGAGAGGAAAACGCACCAUAUGUAACAGUGGAAACUUGCUGUGGAAGUUGAUGUAACAGGGUGGGUGGUUGUUUUUUCUUUUUCUUUUUUUAAAAGUCUUGUUAAAGUGUAAAUUUUUCCUCACAUUGAUAGAGGUCUAAAAGUGGUAUUAUUAAUUUAAACCCAUCUCCAAACAUCCAUUCAAGUACCAGAAAGUGUUUUUAAGCCCUGAUAUCUGUAACUGUAGGUCUGAUUCAUACAAAGAAGUGAUUUGUCUGGAGGCAAAGUUUGACUUUUCAACUGGGCGUCAUUGAGAUGAUAGAUCAACCGCCUCCUUCUUCUAGUGAAAGCAGCUCCUGAAUGCUAACAAAACAUGAUCAUCACCCUAACUGGUAAUCAGAACUGGGCUGUGACUAGUUUCGUUGCCUUUAAUGGCUCACUUACAGUUUUUAGACAGCUUUUUUAUGUUAUCUUCUGAGUAAAAGUUUGACUACGAGUUGGCAGGUUCAGGGUUGAAUACUACUUGUGGGGUUGACCAAGUUCAAAGUAAACAUCAUCUAAACUUUCAAGUCCUGUUCUGUCCUCGUAGUGCGGGGUUGCCAGGUUUGAACACUAUCCUAACGCUACACAAAACCCAGGUGACCCAGAUAAAUUGGUGACUAGCUUACGAACACAAAGAUACAAUGUGUGAACUUCACACAUCCAGUUUUGUUCCCAUUGAACAUCCUGUGCCAUCUGCAGCCGUUAACACAGUAAUGUUAUGACAGGAAGGGAACAAAGUCUCUCAGAACAAACUCGUCCCUCAUUUGACGACUCACUUCUUUGUGACGUAUGAAUACAGCCAAAUGUUUAAAUUUGAUUUCCUGUGAAAGCAAUUAAAAAAAACGAGAAGCCUUGGCGAUAACCGGGCCAGGCUAAAAUGUUUCGGCGGUGUGUGUGAGUGUGUAUGUGGUGUGUGUUUGUGAGAGUGUCUUCGUUUUAAAUGCAAGAGAUGGUUGUAGAUAGACCCAGCAAAUCAACCAGUUAGCAUGCAGACAUAGGGUCUUCACUCUCUUCGACUUGAAUUUACUAAAAUAUGAAAAUAUACAAGGAAAACGAACUGAAUUUACAGAAAGUAAGUGUUACAGUAUUUAGCUUUAAAAAAAAAUCCACUAAGAAAAAGAUUAAACUCUUUUUAAUCUGUUUUUCUGAUUGUUUUUCUACUCGGUUCCUACUAAUGAUGGAUUGGUAGUUGAUGCUGUUCGUCUAAUGUAAAGAAAAUGACAAUGAAGUGAAGGUGUGAGACUGCAGCAGUGAAGCUGCUCUUCACCUUGACGUCAGUCCUCGAGGUUUUUCAGUUGUAUCUUAAUGUCCACUGUCACUCACAUUGUGUCCGAGGGAAGACUCUGGAAGUGUAACGGACGUUGGUUUAAUAAAUGAUUCAAAUGUCAAACUAACA
Larimichthys crocea (large yellow croaker) is the source of this 8281-nucleotide messenger RNA. It is a transcript of the gene arhgap39, whose product is annotated as Rho GTPase activating protein 39. The record is from RefSeq and is a predicted model, not a curated record. Gene Ontology annotation, molecular function: protein binding; GTPase activator activity. The transcript has 11 exons. Bases 180 to 3200 code for a protein of 1006 amino acids. Gene Ontology annotation, biological process: signal transduction. NCBI's taxonomy places the organism in Eukaryota, Metazoa, Chordata, Actinopteri, Sciaenidae. Gene Ontology annotation, cellular component: cytoskeleton; cytoplasm.